Molecule: messenger RNA, 918 nt
Organism: Armigeres subalbatus
Lineage: Eukaryota; Metazoa; Arthropoda; Insecta; Diptera; Culicidae
Product: ras-related protein RabX-like
Exons: 3
Coding region: 1-918 (305 amino acids)
Source: RefSeq, a predicted model, not a curated record
AUGGAAAGCCGGAAGGCCGGCGAAUGGAAGUCGGAGCACCGGGAGGCUGAUAAAUUGAGUGGGGCUGUGCAGUCGACGAAGGAAAAUAUGGCCGACUAUGCAAAAACACUGUCAACCGACUUCACCAAAGAAUUGAACCGAAUAUGUAAUGAAUUCGAUAAAGUGAGUUCGCUAACAAUUGGAAUGGCCAACCAUUGCGAGGAACACAAUUCAAGCCAGAGUGAAUCUACCUCAACCGACGCCAUCAUGAAUGAAUUGAAGUUGCUAUCCAGCACAGUCAACGCUCUGAAAAGUGACUUGACUCCUACGGUAUCAACUCCAAAUUUAAUGGACGAACUGAGUUCAGAGCCAGUGAUACAUCCGGAGCUGACUCGCAAUGAUCUAGAUGAAGCUUCAGCUGAAAACGACACAACAACCUGCAACUUCAAUAUCAACAGAAGAUACAACAACAAUAAUUUCAACAACAAAAACAAUAAUACCAGCAACAAUAACUUCAUCAACAAAAGACACAACAACAACGACAUGAGCAGAAAAAUGGUCAACAGAAGCAGAAACAACAAUUUCAAUGGAAACAACGACAAUAAUCACAACCAUAAUCGCAUGAACCACAAUGAUCGGAACAGCUUUAUGAACCGGAAUAAAUGCGGAAAUAAUAGCAACAAGAAUGUCAACCAUAACGCGCACAACCAUAAUCACAACCGUAAUGGAUUUCUCCCCCCGGAUAAGGAUUUGCUUACAGCAGCAAAAGCCAUGGGGUCGGGACCAGUUAAAAACCGCGGCAUAAAUUUUCAACGAGGAGAAACACUGAACCCUAGUCAUGACAGUUCAUCAUCUCCCAAUUGGGCAUUUGGACCGGCGCUAAGGAGCUCAUUCACAAAUCACUGUUCUUCGUGCUCCUGCCAACAGACGGGUUUUUAA